Molecule: messenger RNA, 2087 nt
Organism: Tribolium castaneum (red flour beetle)
Lineage: Eukaryota; Metazoa; Arthropoda; Insecta; Coleoptera; Tenebrionidae
Product: sugar transporter 4
Exons: 5
Coding region: 69-1505 (478 amino acids)
Biological process (GO): transmembrane transport; carbohydrate transport
Cellular component (GO): membrane
Molecular function (GO): sugar transmembrane transporter activity
Source: RefSeq, a predicted model, not a curated record
AGUCAUUGAUUCAAAGAUUACACGCAUCAUCACCAACUCUCAUUUAUUUAUUUAAUUGCGAUGUAAAAAUGGUACAUCAAGUUUUACAAAGUGAGAAUUCUCGAAAUUAUUUAACAAUGAAAAUGAGUGAAAAAACACAAACUGAACCACGAAAAGUGGCCCAAUUCCUCGCCACAACAUUAGCAACUUUAAGCGCUCUUGCAAUGGGAUUGUGUCUUACGUGGACUUCACCAGCCCUUCCUAUGCUCGAACAACCCACAACCUAUCCAAAAAUUACAAAAAAUCAGGGCGCUUGGAUUGGAUCUUUAUUGACUUUGGGUGCGUUUUGUGGCGCUAUUCCUGCGGGAACUUUGGCCAAUUUUAUCGGACGUAAACGGAGUUUAUUAUUUUUUGCACUGCCUCUGUUUAUUUCGUGGAUUAUUAUAGCCUAUGGGAAUUGUGUUGGGGUUUUAUACUUUGCACGGUUUCUGGCAGGGUUGGCAAUAGGGGCGAUAAGUGUCGCCGCCCCUAUGUAUGUGACUGAAAUAGCGCAUACCUCAAUUAGGGGUACUUUAGGGACUUUUUUUCAAGUACAGAUCACUGUGGGAGUAUUAGUUGGUUACAUUCUAGGAACAACAAUCGAGUCUUUCCAGUAUUUGGCAUUGGUGUCGUCAGUAUUUCCCCUCCUGUUUGUUUCUGGUUUUGCUUUUAUGCCUGAAACACCGGCUUAUUUGUACGCCACUGGUCGAAUCGACGCAGCUCGUAAAUCACUAAUUUUCUUCAGAGGACGUGAUUACAACCUUCUCGACGAAGAAUUACAGAAAAUUGCCGAAGAUAUUAAAGAAUCGACGGCAAAUAAGCCGAAAUUGUCGGAUCUUAUCCGAAACAGAGUAACUUUGAAUGGACUUGUGGUGUCUUUAGGAUUGAUGGCUUUCCAACAAUUGAGUGGAGUCAAUGCGGUGCUUUUUUAUGCUGGAAAUAUUUUCGCUGAAACAGGAAAUUCGAUGGGAGCCGAUACGUGUGCGGUUUUAGUGGGCGCUGUUCAGGUGAUCGCCACUCUGCUAUCGACCGUCCUCAUCGACAAAACAGGUCGCAAGAUCCUGCUGCUCGUCUCCUCGUCCAUUAUGUGCCUUUCGUUGCUUGCCCUCGGGCUCUACUUCUUCCUGAAACAGACGCAAGACUUGUCUUUUCUCAGCGCCUUGCCGCUGGUCAGUUUGGCCGUGUUUAUCGUCGUCUUUUCCAUUGGCAUGGGCCCAAUACCCUGGCUGAUGAUGGGCGAAAUUUUCACACCUAAAUCGAAGGGAGUGGCGACUUCGGUCUCUGCGGCGUUUAAUUGGGUUAUGGCAUUUACGGUCACCAAUCAGUACCAGAAUUUGAACGAAAUGCUGGGAGUAGGAGGCACUUUUAUGGCCUUUGGGGGAAUUUGCGCUCUAGGAGUGCUUUUUAUCGCGCUUUUAGUACCCGAGACUAAAGGAAAGGAUAUCGAUCAAGUGCAAGAAGCUCUAAUGCGUACGAGUCGAGUUUAGCUUUAUUCCAUUAUUUGUUUUUUCUGUUAUAAUAAAGUUUGGAUGGGUUUAUUUAUCGAGUGGCUGUUGCAGUUGAUGGGUCAAAGAGGCCCUAAUUAAUUCGAUUCGCUGUAAUCGAUGGGAUUUUUUUGCGCCAUCAAAGGACCCAAUUAAAAUUGAUUAAAAAUUUGUGGAGUCUGUUCAUGUCCUCGCCACUAUUUACUGUUGACGGACAUUAUUGUUCGUAAUAUUCCAAUCAGAUGAUAAUUGAACGUGCAAUUACAUUGUUGUUGCGAAAAUUUCAAUCCAUAAUUAAUGAACAAUUUAUUGCGUAAUAAAUGGAUUUGGGCUACAAAUGCGCUUUCUCAGGCACAUUACAACGCCCACUCCCAUUUAAGUGAAACUUGUAAUAGAGACCCAAACUUAGGAGACAUUACCCUAUAGGUUUUUUAAAUGGAAAUAAAUCUGUUUAAAAAAACUAUGUUGAAAUUAUUAAGCUUCUAGUGCAUUAGAUAAUUUAAAUUUUUUUCAAAACGUAUCGUUUUGUUUGUAAUUGCAUUAGAAUUUAUUGCAAUAAAAAUUAUGUUUUACUUCUCCUGCUAA